AUGUCUCUCCGGACGCCUCUCCGCAGACUACACCUCUCCCGCACUUUACACAAGCCCCCAAUCGCUCGUCCACUCCCACUCCGCACCCUAACCACCUCCGCCCGACCCCGACUCACCUCCGCACCCGGACUCACCACCACACCAACACCAACAUCAACAAUCUCGCGAACCUACACGUUCACCUUCACCCGCAGCCCGAGAAACAACAAAUCCUCAUACUCAACAACAUCCUCAAAGCCCCCCGCCGACCAAAUCAUCGACGAACUCCAAGAACUCUACGAAGUCGCAAAAGACGAAUUCGAAAUCGCCACAGAAAGCACCGACUCAGCGACCAUCUACGCGGCGUCGGACCGGGAGUCGGCGAGGGAUGCUCUGAAUGAACUCAUUGCUGUGUAUACGGUGUACACGAGGGAUAUGUCGUUUGUGAGCCAUUCGCCGCAGGGACAGGUGGAUGUGGAUACGGGGUUGGAUCCGGGAAGUAUUGGGGAUGAGGUGCGGGAGCAGGUGAGGAGGAGGGUGGGGACGAGGGUUAGGGAGAUUGUGGGGGCUGUGGAGAGUUUGGAGGAGAGGGCUUCUGCUGAGUGA
Aspergillus luchuensis is the source of this 585-nucleotide messenger RNA. RefSeq lists its product as uncharacterized. The record is from RefSeq and is a predicted model, not a curated record. Bases 1 to 585 code for a protein of 194 amino acids. The transcript has 2 exons. NCBI's taxonomy places the organism in Eukaryota, Fungi, Ascomycota, Eurotiomycetes, Eurotiales, Aspergillaceae.